AUGAGACAAGACUUCGAAAAUUUUAGAACACCUGUAAUCCUACCUCCUGAACAUCCAGUUGUCUCUAAACUGAUUAUGGAAAAACAUGAACAACAAAUGCAUUGCGGAACUCAGACUUUAAUGGCAAUGCUACGAGAAAAUUUCUGGAUUUUGAAAAGUCGUAAAACUAUUCGUAAAGUGUUGAAAAACUGCACUAAAUGUAGAAGAUUUGAUUCGAGGCCCUCCACGGUACAAUCCGCACCUUUGCCAAAGGACCGUGUUAAAGAUUCUUCUAUUUUUGAAGUGACAGGUAUCGACUUAGCUGGCCCUUUGUUUUUAAAAAAUGGAUCGAAAACGUGGAUCGUUUUAUUUACAUGUGCUGUAUACAGGGCAAUUCAUCUUGAACUUUUAACGUCUUUGUCAACAGAUAACUUUUUAUUGGCUUUCCGACGUUUUAUAGCACGCAGAGGAAGACCUGAAAUUGUCUACACUGAUAACGGUAGUAAUUUUUAUUGGUACAAAUUCGCUCUUAAAAAUGAUUGA
Messenger RNA from Stegodyphus dumicola, 522 nucleotides. RefSeq lists its product as uncharacterized. NCBI's taxonomy places the organism in Eukaryota, Metazoa, Arthropoda, Arachnida, Araneae, Eresidae. The record is from RefSeq and is a predicted model, not a curated record.